This is a messenger RNA of Soboliphyme baturini, 333 nucleotides long. The record is from the annotation of a GenBank genome assembly. Lineage: Eukaryota; Metazoa; Nematoda; Enoplea; Dioctophymatida; Soboliphymatidae.
AUGAAACUGGCAACUGAAACUCCGCUGUUGCCGGUUACAGGCCCCGAUGAGAAAGGAGGAGGGUUGGAGACCGUGGCAAGCCUCCGUAAAAUUUUGCCAGCUGUCACUCAUGAUAUUGACACCAUCAGAAAUUAUACCGGCUCGAUCGUCGCCCGGGUUACCAAGGACCGAGAAGACUGUUGGGGGAACGAGGCAGACUGCGAAAAGUUGGCGAUCAGAACCUGCUCUUUGCCUUCUGCCAGCCGGGGCCGUAGCAGCACAAAAACGGCUGACGAAGACCGACGGAACGACGACGAAGACACCAGUCAGCAACGGAGUCGCUAUCCGUUCUGA